Molecule: messenger RNA, 2350 nt
Organism: Conger conger (European conger)
Lineage: Eukaryota; Metazoa; Chordata; Actinopteri; Anguilliformes; Congridae
Gene: c4h1orf52
Product: chromosome 4 C1orf52 homolog
Exons: 3
Coding region: 232-894 (220 amino acids)
Source: RefSeq, a predicted model, not a curated record
GGCGUGAAUAAUAUGCCUUUUCUAACCUCAAAAGAUGGCGAACUAUGGACUCAGUUCGGCGUCUACUCCAAUUCAGUGACGUGCGGUAUAUACGUCACAUGUUAGCGCUCACUGUAAAAAUGGAGUGAUACAAAAUUUUCACGCAGCGUAGUACAGUACCUACGUGAAUUUCAUCGAAGGUGAAGUUGGUCGCUGAGCAGACAGACUAUUAACGCUUCGUCUCGUCUCAAAAUGGCUGAAAAAAAGAAACGUGACUCUCUCCAUUACUUUAUGAGUUACGAUGAUCUGAGUGGCAGCAGUAAUAGUAGCAGCAGCAGUGAUUCUGAAGAGGAAGGCCAGGCUUCAUCUAAAAAGAAAGGGGGGACAGAUCCCGCUGGAAAAGAUGUUGCAUCUCAGCAAGGGAUCAAACGAGCCGCAAGUGGAUCCGCCUUACCUAAACCAGACGAUCUCUUUAAAUCUGUUUCAAAGCCGUCGUUCUUAUACAACCCGUUAAAUAAACACAUUGAUUGGGAAAGCCGUACGGUGAAAGCUCCGGAGGAGCCGGCCAAGGAAUUCAAAGUCUGGAAAACAAAUGCCGUGCCCCCACCACAGACCUAUGCCACAGAGAAGAAGACUGCUCCUCCAGGCAUGGAUAUGGCUAUAAAAUGGUCCAAUAUCUAUGAAGACAACGGAGAGGAUGCUCCACAGCCCGCUACAGGAAAUGCACAGUUCUUGCCAGAUGAGGAGAAACACAUACAGUCAGAUGAAGAGCAAGAAAAAUCUAUGUCUGCAAAGAAAAGGAAAGUGGAAAGCUUCCAGCAGAAGGAGAAGAGGAAGAGGGACAUGGGGCAGGCCACAUCCGAUAAGAGUUUUGUGGAAGAGGAGAAGAGGAUUCUGCGACAGAGUCUGGAGUAAAAAGGCUGGGAUGAGCCAGAGACUGUCCCACAGAGCCUCCCCACUCAGUCGGUCAUCAGAGUCUGUGUGUUGUGAAUGUACCUGUUGUAGUUGCCCUGGACUUUAUAGGUUUUUGAGAAACAAUGGGGAUAAGUGUUACUUGGUUUAGUUUUUUUAAUAAAAAUGUUAUAUAUUGUUGUUGUCAUAUGUGUUGGUUGUAUCUCCCAAACAUAUACGAAAAAGACAUUUAUUUUUGUCUGAAGAAUUAAAUUCAUUUGUGAAAUCUGCGGUUCAGAGAUUAAUAAUAUAACUGUUUUGAGAUUGAAAUGAGGAAUUUGAGCCAAAAUGUAUCAUGAUUAAAUGAUUUGUUGCACCUUUUUAAAAACAUCAUCUUGUACACGUGGUUAAAAGUUUCAGAUCAAAAAUGUCAAAAUUAAAAUAUGAUUAAGAAAAGCACAUGAAAGGGAGUCCACUAGGUGGUGCUAUUGAUUGUGUUUCUUAUGAAGACACAGUUGUCACAUUUAAAAGAACUGCAUUUUUCAGACCAAGACCACAUACACUCGGAUGUUUUUUUCUUUUGAUGUUGCCUAAAUAAAAGGACGUGACCUCAAGAAAAUAUAUUCUAAAUGCAAAGGAUGGGUUUAAUUGUGGAAAUAUUUACUUUUAAUAUUUACAUUUAAAACCAAACUUAAAUAGUGUCCACUUAUACAGAUGCUUUCUGUCAGUGUGUUGCAUAUUCAAUGAAUCCUUAAUGUGAUAUUUGGCAUUCUGUAACAAGGAUCAAUGUAGAUUUAUACUCAAAUUCUUUUUUUUAGAAAAAUGUUUUUCCUCUUAUUAAAAGAUGUUUAAAAGAUGACAAUGAAAAAUUGUAGAAAAUAGCAUUUCAUUUUUUAAAUGUAAUUACAUUGAACUUUACAUCCAUAUUUAUUAAUUUGGCAGAUGCUCUUGAUGGAAAAAAGCAACUUGCAAGACCAUCUUGGAAUAUAAAAUGUUUUAUCUACAAUAAAAAAUAAAGUAAAUGGAGCAAAUGUGCUGGUAUUACAAAGAUCCUGUAUUUAACGUUACCAGUAAUAGUUACAUGAUAUGAGGAAUUCUUACUCAAUCUUCCAUCAUCUCUCUGCAAGAUACAUGUGUGAUUAAAUUCCAGUCUGCAAUAUGUCUGGCCAUGUCUAAAGCAUCUACCUGAUCCAACAGUUUUGAUGUUGUUAUCAUAUUUUUAUGCACAAAUAAUUAUUUGCAGGCUCCUUUUCUUCAAGUUUCACCAUGUGGAUUUAGCCUUAUACAGACUGAAAUUCAAAUUGUCAUUAUUUGGAGUGUUGUUCAAGCUUAAUAAAAAAGUAAGGCUGGACUCAGAUAGACUCAAAUUGCUGUUCCGGCAAAGUGUUGUUUUUAUCCUUAAACAAAUUGUUCUACUUGUAAUUGUUUUACUAAUUUCAAUAAAUGGCAGCUGUUCAUAUUAAAGGCAUUUUUAAACCUA